Molecule: messenger RNA, 4590 nt
Organism: Equus caballus (horse)
Lineage: Eukaryota; Metazoa; Chordata; Mammalia; Perissodactyla; Equidae
Source: RefSeq, a predicted model, not a curated record
CACGGGGGCACGACAUGGGCAUCUUCAGUUGGGUACCAGCUGAGCUUAAAACUUGGCUCCUGGGGAAGCGGGGAUUAGGUGUUUGGGUGUGGGACUGUAUGUUUGGGGGGUGAUUUAAAUGGCUCUGGAACUUGAGGCUGUUACAGAAAAUACCCAAGCUGCCCAGAUCUUUUCACUGAAAUCUAAAGCGCCAUGAGAAAGGCUAUCAUUGGCUAGGCUCCCAGGUCUUUCAAACAAGCAAAAAGGUGGGGGUGCAAACCCCGCCCAAGCCCCAGACGGAUGGAGCUGGCACCAAGGACUUCUGGUCAACCCCAGGACAGCAGGCCAGGCACGUCAGAGGGUGCAGGAGCGCAGCGGCCCACCGCCUCCAGGGACCCCGGGUCGGAAUUAGGGUCCAGGUGGGAAGCAGACGCGGAGCCGGGGAGAAGCACGAGCCGAGGAGAAGAGUCUAGAGAGCUUAAAUCCGGGAGAAGAGGCACAGUGUCUCCGGGCGGAGCGGAUUUCGCCUUGCGCGUCCAGCGCACGGCCGGGCGCCUUCAGAGCCCGGAGCCCGGCGUCCUCUCCGAGGGGGCGCACUGGCCACCCGCGCCGCGCCCUUUGUCCAGCGCCACCUGCCCCUUCAGCAGCGUCAAGGAAGGGUCUCCGGUCAAGGACUGGGAUCUACGGCCAUGGCCGAGGCCACAGAGCCGGAGGGGGGCGCCCCGGGUCCCCAGGGGCCGCCAGCGGGCUCGGCGCUUCUGGCGGAGAGACUAGGCGAGCAGGAGGCCGCCGGCCCGGAGGCGGAGGGGGAGGAGGCCGGCGAGGGCGCCGAGGGGGCGCAGCGGGCCGAGGGGGCGGACGCAGCCGCGACGGCCGCGGGGAAGAAGGGAGAAGGCGCGGGGUCGGCCGGAGGGCGCGCGGGCGAGCUGGCGCCGGGCGCGGGCGGGGACGUGGGGCCCGAGACGCAGGGCGCGCGGGCUGCGCAGGGCGAGGCGGAGGCCGGGGAGGGCGUCCCUGCGGGCCCCGAGGCACCCCCGGGAGGGGAAGCGGCGAGCGGCGCGGAGCAGGUGGAGGAGGCGAGCCCCGAGCGCGGCGCGCAGAGCGAGGCCGCGGAGGAGGCUCAGGGGGAGCCCGGGGACCCCGCGGCUCCCGAGGCGGAGGGGGAGGCGGAGCGCGGGCCGGAGGAACCGGGAGGCGGUGCGCCCGGGGCGCCGGGGGCAAGCAUGGACGCGGAAGGGCCGGCGGAAGGGCCGGAGGGAGGGGCGCACGGGGCCCAGGGUGAGCCCCGGGACGGAGGGCACCGCAGCCCCCAGCCGCAGGCGGAGGCGAUGGAGGCCGCAGUGGUGGAGAGCGAGGAGCACAGCCCCGGGGAGCUAGCGGCGGAGCCUCGGGGUGCAGCGGGGGAGGCGGGGACCCCCAGGGGAGAGGAGUCGGAGGAAGCGGCUCCCGGGGAAGGGAGGGCAGACGCUGGCGAGGACGGGGACCAGAGUGGGGCCCAGGAGGAGAUGGAAGAGGCAGAGAAGGAGAGGCGAGAGCAGGGUCUGGAGGAGCCAGGCCAGGAUGCUACAGCCGGGAACGAGAAGGAGCCCCUCGAAGGCAGCGCGGAUGGGGAGGCGGCCACGCCGACGGGGGCCGCGGAGCCGGAGGCCGAGCUCAGCAACCACCUGGCGGAGGAGGGCAGCGUCGAGGGCGGCGACGAGACUGCGGCGCGAGUGAACGGCGGCGGGGAGGACAGCGAGGCGUCGGAGGAGGGGGCCCCGGGGCAGGAGCACGACAUUACUCUCUUUGUGAAGAAAUGGACGUCACGGGUUAAGUGUGACUGCGUUUUGGUCAUUGAAGUCCGGCUGAGUGUGGUGCCUGGAGUCUGGGAUGCGAGGAGUGUGUCCAAGCCGCCUCUCCGCCUUUCCAGCAGCGUUUUGUUCACACUACAACCGUGUCAGCCAUGUGGGGAGUGGAGAAAGGCUGGUUGCGAUGGUGAGAGUAUUGGAAAUUGCCCAUUUUCUCAGCGUCUCUUUAUGAUACUCUGGCUGAAGGGCGUUAUAUUUAAUGUGACAACAGUGGAUCUGAAAAGGAAACCCGCGGACCUGCAGAACCUGGCGCCCGGAACAAACCCUCCUUUUAUGACUUUUGAUGGUGAAGUCAAGACAGAUGUGAAUAAGAUCGAGGAGUUCUUAGAGGAGAAAUUAGCUCCCCCGAGGUACCCUAAGCUGGGAACUCAACACCCUGAUUCUAACUCCGCAGGAAAUGACGUGUUUGCCAAAUUCUCAGCAUUUAUUAAGAACACCAAGAAGGAUGCACACGAGAUUUAUGAAAAGAACCUGUUAAAGGCCCUGAAGAAGCUGGAUAAUUACUUAAAUAGCCCUCUGCCUGAUGAAAUAGAUGCCGACAGCACUGAGGAAGUUGCUGUUUCUGGAAGGAAAUUCCUGGACGGAGAUGAGCUCACGCUCGCCGACUGUAACCUCUUACCCAAGCUCCAUAUUAUUAAGAUUGUGGCCAAGAGAUACAGAGAUUUUGAAUUUCCUUCUGAAAUGACUGGCAUCUGGAGAUACUUGAACAAUGCUUAUGCUAGGGACGAGUUCACAAACACGUGUCCGGCUGACCAGGAGAUCGAGCAUGCCUAUUCGGACGUUGCGAAAAGAAUGAAGUGAAGCUGGGUGUUUUCCGUCUUCUGUCUCAGUUGUACAAGCGAGGCUAUGAGAAGAUGGUGUUCUUUGCAUUUUCCCCCAGUAACCAUCUUUUGCAAAAUAAUGCCUAUAUUUUAACAAUAUCCAGGAUCCACUCAACACCAAAUCAUACGUGGCCUUGUAAUUUGUUAACUCACUUGUGUAUCUGAGUAAUCUCAGUAUCUGUUGUUAUCCACACCAAUUGCCCAGUUUAUGUUAAUGUACAUCUUUGCCCUUCACUGACAUUGUAACCCAUGAUAUUUAGGGCACGUGUUUUUCAGUUUGUUUCAAAGCAGAUUAAGUUUGGGUUCAAUUCCUCCUUCGAUUUAAAAAAUUUGUCUGUCUCUGAUAGUUUUCAUAAUCAUGCAUAGCCUGUUUUUCUCCUGUAAAAUAGUAGUUUAAUUUUUUUUUAGAAUGAAAAUACUGUUUCUGUAAUUACAAAAUGACAUAUGCCUAUUUUAAAACAAUGUCAGAGAGUAUAAAGAAGAGAGAAAAAAAUCACCGGAAGUGUCACUACACUUAGAUAACUACUGGUGACUUAUUGGUGAGCAUCUUCCCCGGCUUCAGUCUCUCUCUCACACACAGACCUUCACAGCACACACAGUCUCAUUCAUGUGUGGUCUUGUGUCGCUUUAUUGUAGAGGGCUGAGAGGGAACCUCUUGGGAAUGCCUUGAUGAUCAUCCAUAGAGAACACAAAACAAAGAGAUUCCGCACUGCAGAGCUAGAGAGGAUGCUUGUGAUCAGGUUUCACAGGGGUGAGAACUGUAGAGUCCACAGACCCACAGGGACCGGCAGGGACCAGGAGCCAUGGAGGGUCCCCACUCUGCCUUGUCACUGCCUCCAUAAUGCACUGCCUCUUGUUCCUGGGAAGGCAACGGGGGAGAGUGCCUGUCUGCAUCUUUUGUUCCAGCUCCCUUUCCGAUGCCUUCUCUUGCUCCAGUCCCUCUCACGGAGACCAUGCUUUCAGCAGGACUCUUAAAAUCAGCUGCAAGUUGGAGAAUCUUCCUGCCCGGUGUUGAAAUGUGAAUCAAGCACACCUUGAUUCCUUCUAAUGACCGCUCUCUCUAAGACCUAACACAGUACUUCUCCAGGAUGAUGGCGUGUGGGGCUAGCCUGGCUCUGUUGCUUUUCUGCUCUUUAUUAUCUCAUUUCGAGGUUAGGCAGGGAAAAUCCAAGGAGUUUAAGUUCGUGGUGACUACCCUCGGGCAGUUCUGGUAAGUGGUCAAACUGGGGAAGAAGUGGAAACUGUUGACUCAAAAGGGUUUUCUGGUUUGUCUGUGGCUUCCCCUCCACCAUCUUUGUAGCCAGCGUCUCAUCAACAGCUGUGUGUGUGGGCUGGGUUGCUGGGCUCCAACUCAAGGCAUGGAAGACAAAAUGGGAGGCUGUUUAGAUACUCAUCAAGACCUCACAGGGGUUGAGCAUUAUCUGCCAGGCUGUGUUCCUUUGACAUUUACGCACAUCUUACAGAAAACCCUCUUGUUGAGUUGGUUGUAGCGUGCAGUUGAUGCUAAAAUGCUCAUUAAAAAAAAAAGUAUACAUCUGCUCUAUGUCAAUUCAUUUGGAAGAGAGUAAAAUUCAUUAACAGUAACUGCUCUGGGAUUUAGUGGAAAAUGUCUAAUAAGAGAAACAAAGUCCUUGAUACUAUGGUCACUUUCUGUCCCUGUUACUGGCUGCUACAGAUUUAUCUGAGCGUGAGAGACUCCAGCAGUCUGCUUUCUUUUUUAGCCAUACAGUUUUGGAGGUUGUGUCUAGUAUGUGUCACUAUUGUUCAUGUUUCACAUCUGUUUAGGAGUGAAACAAGAUUUACAAUGUUGCACUUAAACUUGGUAAAUGAAGAGACCACCAUUUGUUACUAGUGCAAACUUUGUAUUCUUAGAUGUUAAAAUGAUUUACAUUAACUCCAUGUGCCUUAAAAAUUGAACAAAUUAUAAAAAUGUUUACAUGGAA